This is a messenger RNA of Homalodisca vitripennis (glassy-winged sharpshooter), 3252 nucleotides long. Its product is annotated as PMS1 protein homolog 1-like. Bases 279 to 3170 code for a protein of 963 amino acids. Gene Ontology annotation, cellular component: MutLalpha complex. Lineage: Eukaryota; Metazoa; Arthropoda; Insecta; Hemiptera; Cicadellidae. The record is from RefSeq and is a predicted model, not a curated record. Gene Ontology annotation, molecular function: ATP hydrolysis activity; ATP binding; mismatched DNA binding. The transcript has 14 exons. Gene Ontology annotation, biological process: mismatch repair.
UCCAUUACUAGUUCAGAACGGAGUGUUUUUUAUUGUAAUUUGCGCCAAUUUCAAGAUAUAUCUAUAUAGUUCUGACUGGGUUUGCCCUUCAAUUGUAAAUUUUGUAGUAUUUUAUCUCAUAACAUGGCUUCUAUUAAAAAUUUUCUAUUUUGUGCUUUUAGAAGUAAGGUGUUGUGACUGGAGAGCAUCAAGAACAAAUUUAACUGGUGAUAAUGGUAGGCUAUAUAUGCUUUAAACGAUCAAGGUCCAGGUUGGUUAUUACACAAAGUACCUGAACAAUGCCAUUAGCUCAGCUUCCACCUGCAACAGUGAAACUGAUUGGAAGCAGUCAGGUCAUAACUUCCGUAUCGUCAGUUGUUAAAGAAUUGAUGGAAAACUCCAUUGACUCAGGCGCUGGUCAUAUUGAAAUUAAACUCGACAAGCACGGCCUUGAGAAGAUCGAAGUAAAGGAUGAUGGAUGUGGAGUGGCAAAAAGUGAUGCAACACUCAUGUGCUUAUCAAGCUAUACUUCAAAAAUCUCAGAUUUUUCUGAUUUGGAUUGUCUGUCAAGCUACGGUUUCCGAGGGGAAGCUCUAAGUGCUCUUUGUAACGUCGCAGAGGUCUCUGUAACAACUAAAACCACCCAGGAUGACACCGCCUCCUGCUAUAGUUUCGAUCAAAAUGGCCAAGUUAAAAGUUCAAAAAUUUCACAUAUUGCAAAAGGCACAAUCAUCACCGUGACUGCACUGUUUAAGAACCUGCCGGUGCGAAGACAGUUGAUGUCAAAUGCGAAGAGAGCCGCAGAGGAGUUGAAGAAGGUGGAGAAGGUUGUAAAGUCCCUGGCAGUCGUGCAUCCUCGGCUGCGUGUGACACUGGUGCACAACAAAUUCCUCAUCUGGCAGAAGGUCAGUGUCGCCAACCUGAGACAGUCGGUCAUGCAGAUUCUCUCGCUGAGCAUUGUCAAGCAGUUGCACCAUAUUCUGGAGAACUCUCCGCAGGUACGAGUGGAAAUGCUUGUGCCGAGUCGUGAUUGUGAUGUUUCCUGUAUGUGCUUUUCAAACUUUUCUGAAGCAUCUUUUUUGUUUAUCAACCAUCGUCCUAUACGCCACAAAGAAAUUGAGCAGGUGGUUUACAGCCGGUUAUCUGAAUACUUCGGUGUGUAUGUGCCUGCCAAGAAGUAUCCCAUCAGUGUACUGAGCCUUACAUUGCCUUCAGACUGUCUCGAUGUCAACUUGGAGCCUAAUAAGACUCGAGUUUACUUAAAAAAUCAGGAAGACAUAUUGGAUUUUAUUAAACAAUGCUUGCACCUUUACUAUGGAGAGGGAGCAAAAGUCGUCGAUGAAGACAAAUUGGCGGCAGCAAAAUCUAGCAGGAAAAGAAAGGUAGAGAGUGAGCCACAGGAGGUAGUAGAAACUAAGAAGAUCGUUCUGGAAAAUAAAUGUCAGAGCAGAGGCAGUGAAGAGUUUGAGAGUUCAAGUCAGACGACAACCGAGGGUUGUGUGAGCCAGGACAGUAAUAACACAUCGGAGAGUACUGCGAUCUUGUCCCAACAAGAAUUGGAUGACGCUUUCGAACGGUUUUGCUUAGAGAGGGACAAACAAAUUAAAGAGACUGAAGUAAAUAGUCCAUCCAGUACUGGAAAAGAGUCAGUUCCUGAUUCAAAAACAGUUGUAAACAAUAAUAACAACAAAAGUGUGAUAUCGUCAAAUUUUCUAAAUCCUACAAGAAACUGUGAUUCUACUCUAAAAGAUAAGACCAAUCAGUGUUUUACUAAUGUUAAACCAGUAUCUAGUGAUUUUACAAAAGAGAAUACUGAUAAAGCCGACUCUACUAGUAAUAAAAUCAAAGAAGUAAUGAGGAAUGGGAAUAGUUUUAUCGAAGACUGCUGUGAAGAACCUUCAUCAAGUACAGGAAAUACAGAUGAAUCUGAAAGUGUUUUAUUGUUAUCUCCACUUAUAAAAGAGAAAGCUGCUGAAGAUAUUGCUGAAACAGCAAACAAUGUUAUCGAGCUAAGUGAUGAUGAGAUAGCCAUUCAUCCUGAAAGGAGUAAAAACAUGAUUGAAUCAGAUGGAAUUCUAGAAUCCAGUAACAAAAUAGAAAACUCCAAAGUUGGAUUGUGUUCACCCACUUUGUCCCAGUGGAGCAGAGGAGAAGUGACCACCUCUACAGGCACUUUAGUUGAGGGACCCAGUGUGCUGAUCGACAGCCCUCAGUCUUCUCAGGCUCUUUCUAACAGAAGUGUAUCCAGUCAGAUGGGUUGCAAGGAAAUGGCUGCAUUCACCAAGUUUGCACGCUCCAUGAGGAAACAAAUUUUAGAAUCAGAGCCAGACAUGAGUUUCACGAGGGUGGCCCAGCAGUUACAAAUGCGGUGGAGAAUUUUGAACUUGGAGGAAAGGAAAAAAUAUGAGGAAGUCAUGGUUACCAAGAAAGAAAGCAAGCCUAACAAUGACAAAGAACAAAAAACACAGACUGUAUUAAAAGUUAUAUCCAAAAGAAGACCCAAUAUCGAAGUUGAAGUUGAUAUGCAAUCUCUGAAACAGAUGGUAAACUACUCAAAAGUAGAGCAGAGUGAAAUCUGUCUAGUUGGCCAACUAGAGGCGUCGCCGUUGUGGCUUUACCAUCACCGAGACUCAGGAAUGGGUGUCUUUAGUGUCACAAGACUGCAAGAGGCUGUCAAGUUCCAUCAACAUCUAGCCAGCUUCGCGUUGCCUGUCAAGUUGUUGGAUGAGUGUAUACCUUUUACUUCCAGAGAGGUGGGACUAAGUAGGUGGAAUCUCCUGUUGUCUCUAGAAAGAUCUCCUAAUGGAGUCAUCCGAGAUUCCCGACUGGUUAGCAACGGCUUCUUUGUAGAGAUAAUUGAAGCCUGUGCCAGUGAGGCGGAGGACGAGGUGCAUGCCAGGAUAACAUAUGUACCACAGAACAUAUCAUACUGCGGUGUUGAAGAGCUGGGGGAGAUCCUAGGACUGUUGGAGAUGCAUGGGCCACAGUCUACGCUCGCUCAGUGUCGUCCACUCAAAGUCAUCAGCUUUAUUAGGAGUGAAGUGAUGCGAGAAUGCAGUAGACUGGAGUUGCCAACCUGCCCUGACCGAAUAUCUCAGCUGCUCUCCUAUUGGCUGGGAAACGUGGCUCCUCACACACCCGAAUCUUGUAUACACUAUCACCCAGUCACACACCUGUUGGAUCCGUCUUAGCUCUAGGUUUUAUUGUAUCAUUAUUAUUUAUCUAUUUGUUAACUUAUACACUGUUUUAUAUAAAAGUUAUUUUUUACCUUGA